Messenger RNA from Asterias rubens (European starfish), 2761 nucleotides. RefSeq lists its product as uncharacterized. The coding region runs from base 314 to 1753 and encodes 479 amino acids. NCBI's taxonomy places the organism in Eukaryota, Metazoa, Echinodermata, Asteroidea, Forcipulatida, Asteriidae. Gene Ontology annotation, molecular function: iron-sulfur cluster binding; catalytic activity. The transcript has 8 exons. The record is from RefSeq and is a predicted model, not a curated record.
UCCAGCCUAUUACGGGGGACAGAAUCACCUAUGACGGUGAAUAUGCACAAAUUAGAACAAAGGUAACCCAAUCUGAAAGCUUUGGAUCCGCUCCUGAAUUUAAAAUAUACGGGGCACUUCUCCCAUCUGAGCCCUAUAGAGGGCGCCAUCACUUGAAAACUCUUUGUAUUGUUGACCUUCUUGGUCAUAGCUUAGUGUCAGAAUGUACACUUAUUUUUUGUAAUGGCCUAGUACAGUACUGUACAGUACGCUAGCAGCUGAGAUUCUACACUCUAUGCUACAACUAGUAAGCAUUGCAUAAUCAAGCUACAAAAUGCUAUCAAUUCCUAAGUGCCUUCAAUUGUGUAAACAAACGAGUAGUAUGAGAAAUUCUUAUCUUCGGGAGCUGUUGAAUGUGCGGAAUGUAACAUUUAUUGGAUGUCGUAGUUGGGGGGGACUUGUGAAGUUGUGUCAGAAAGAACCAAAUGUCAACCUUCCAGAUUACAACACUAGCGUCAAUGUUCAUCAACACAACUUGAAACGUCAGGAUAAACCUUCGAACAAGAGAUGGGAAGGAUUGAAGGAUUUACAUAAGAGGACAGCGGGUUCACUUAUUCCAGAAACACUUAAAGAAAUGGAUGUGAACAAGGACUUUCAGACAACAGCUUCUAAUCUACGUAACAUGGGACAGGCCAAGCUUACAAGAGAUGAACGGAAGAAGAGACAGAGGGCGCUUGAUAACCUUAAUAUUCCCACCUUCCAUGAGUUUAUUAGGCAGUAUAGUCAAAAUUCUUCUAAAGCAGACUUGGAGAAGCUCCUGCAGAAAACCGAUAUUGAGGUAUUACAACUUAAUAUUGGUCUGUAUUGCAAUCAAGCAUGUACUCAUUGCCAUGUUGAGUCCUCACCAAGGAGAAAGGAAAUGAUGACUAGAGAGACUGCUGAAAGAUGUCUUGAAAUCUUGAAGAAUAGCCCAUCUGUACAUACACUUGACCUCACUGGUGGGGCGCCAGAACUUGCAACAGAAUUCAAGUUUCUUGCCAAAGGUGGGCGAGAUCUCGGACGUGAUGUUAUUGACCGAUGUAAUCUCACUGCACUUCUAGAACCUGGACAUGAGAAGACGGCAGAAUUCCUAGCAGAAAAUAAUAUCAUUGUUGUAGCUUCUUUGCCGUGUUAUAGUGCGAAGAAUGUGAACACACAGCGAGGGAGCGGUGUGUUUGAUAAGAGUAUUCAAGCCCUACUCAUGCUGAAUCAACUUGGAUAUGGGAAGGAUGAUAGUAAGCUCAGACUGGACCUCGUGUAUAACCCACUCGGUGGGUUUUUGCCUCCAGCUCAAGCAGAUCUAGAAAUGAAAUACAAAAAAGAAUUGUGGGAAACCUUUGGGAUUGAGUUUAACAACUUGUACACCAUAACCAACAUGCCUAUCAAGAGAUUUGCAGACUUCUUAUACCGCCGAAAUGAAUUAGAAGGAUACAUGAACCUGUUGGUAAGAAACUUCAAUCCAGGUUCAAUGACAGGCCUGAUGUGUCGAAACCACCUCAACAUAAAUUACGAUGGAAAGCUGUUUGAUUGUGAUUUCAAUCAGCAACUGGACCUGCCAAUCUAUCAACGUCGCUCCAGAUCAAAGGAUGCACCAGGAGGCAAGAUACAAUCUGCUCCAUCUGUAUGGGAUAUCGCAUCGACAGAAGACUUGAAACAGUUAUACAUAGCAACAGAUAAUCACUGUUUUGGCUGUACUGCAGGCAUGGGUUCUAGCUGCCAGGGAACUACAGUGUGAUUUAUUGGCAGGUUGUUGGAGCUAUAGGAGAAAGGACCGUUGGACUAUCUCUGUAAACAAGUCUUGUGUUACAAUGUCUCUUCAGAGCUCGGUGUUAACUGCCUGUCAUUUCUCAGUCAGGGCAGUCAGAGCAGAGUCAGAGGCGCAAGUCACUUGGGUUGAGGACGAGUCGCAAGACUUAACAAUAGUAUUUUUAUUUUUGAAUAAUAUAACUAUACGUUAAGUUUAUCCAUAUUGGUACAAUUCAUCCAUUUGGCCUGCGAGGUACGAUUUGUGAUUGUUACAAUAAAAAUGUUAUGAUGAAAUGAUUUAUGUUUACAAUUAUAUUGUGUACCGAUGAUAAAUGUGCAGAUUUUACGUUUAAAUCAUCCGUACCGCCGUAGGGCGAGGCAACAAUUGUAACAAGUUAAAGUUUGAAAAUUGUAAAAUACUAUACAAAAUAUAUAUAUCUUUUUGUAUCAAUGUUUUUUUUCUCAGUUGAGUCCCGAACAUUCUGAGUACCAAAGGUGGAGAACUGUACAGAUGGCUGCACUCUAGUCCUAUAUAUAAUUUUCUUCCUGCAUGGUUAAAGUUCUCGUGGCCUAAGUCCAAGUCCUAGACCAUUGGGACUUAGUGAAGUUAAAGUCCCAGUGGUCUGAGUCCCUAUGAAGUUAAGUAGUUAUUGUACGAAAGCUCAUAAAUGUUCUGAAUCCAUGGAGGUACCUCCAUGUUAAAGGCAGUGCCACCACUACCUUCCAUGUGUAAAGGUAUAUGCUUUUUCGGACUUUGUUUUAUAACAGAUAACAUGAUUUUGUACUUGUGUGGCUGUUAACAGACGUUAUUGGUUAAAGGUCUUGCUUGGACACAAAGGGUCAGUCCACGAUUAAAAGGAGGGGUGUACAAAUUAAUGAAGGCUUUGGUUAAACAAUAUUUUUGAAUCUGCUUGUCUUCUUAAACACUUCUACUGAUGAAAUUAUUAAAAAGAUCUAAAGUAUUGUGUUUUUCCGCUAGUAAAGACAUUCAAAAUUA